UUUAUGAGAAACGAAGGUCGUAAUUGUUCAAUGGACGUAAAGAAAAAUGAAAAAAGUAUUAUAAUUUCGGGGGAUAAUAUUUAGAAGAACUAAUACUAGUUUUAAGGCCUGAAAAAUAGUCCUUUAUUCGGGGACCGGUUUGUAGAAAGUUUCAAGGAUAUGUCGUCGACGGACCUUGUUGGAUACACGCACGAGUUCCUAGCGGAAUUCAUUCAGCUUUAUCGUGCUCAACCUUGCCUAUGGCAGCUCAGGUGCAAGGGUUACAAGGAUAGACUUCUUCGAAGUCGUGCAUACGAUGUCCUUGCACAAAAGUUACGCGAGGUAAACGAAACUGCGGAUAGGAAUACUGUGAUCAGAAAGAUCAACACUUUGAGAACGGCCUUCAGAAGGGAGUACAAUAAAGUUAAAAGCUCGCAAAGUGCUACUGGAGAUCAACAAAAUCAAUAUAAAUCUUCGUUAUGGUAUUACGAUCUUUUGAAGUUUGUCGCUGAGCAAAAUAACGAAGAUAUUUUGUCUGGAAAGUCUGAAAUUAUGUCGAAGGAAGAAAAUAGUGGGACGAAUUUGUCGAACGAUGAAACGUUGAUGCAUAACGAUGCAGAAAAAAUAGAACCACCAUCACCGAUACCAUCGAGAUCGAAUACACCGAAUAGCUUUCGUCCUGUGAUCCUUGGAACUGAAGGAUCUUAUGGAAUGGAAUAUUCAUCAUCGACUAUCGAUCUACCACCGGCUUCGAAUAAAAGAAAACAUUCUGAAUGCGAGAGAGAUCAUUGCACGAGGUCUACUAUGACGCAAUCGGCUUACGACGUCUCACCUACCAGAAGGAUCGUUGCUUGUUCUACGACCGACGAUUUGGAAACGUUCGGUCUUUACGUCGCAUCGAAAUUGAAAAAAUCUACCGAACGGCAGUGCAUCAUUGCCGAAAGGAUUAUAGCCGAAGUAUUGUUGCGUGCGAAUUUUGGUACAUUGGACGAAACUACAACUCUUACGGAAAAAUCACCGUCCCGUUGUUUUCUCGUAAUGGGUGGCGAUCGAUAAAGGAUAACGUAUGAUUCUCGAUCGAUAAAUUUUGUU
Vespula pensylvanica (western yellowjacket) is the source of this 1071-nucleotide messenger RNA. RefSeq lists its product as uncharacterized. The record is from RefSeq and is a predicted model, not a curated record. NCBI's taxonomy places the organism in Eukaryota, Metazoa, Arthropoda, Insecta, Hymenoptera, Vespidae. Bases 160 to 1035 code for a protein of 291 amino acids. The transcript has 2 exons.